Messenger RNA from Vicia faba (fava bean), 1812 nucleotides. The record is from the annotation of a GenBank genome assembly. NCBI's taxonomy places the organism in Eukaryota, Viridiplantae, Streptophyta, Magnoliopsida, Fabales, Fabaceae.
AUGGUGGAUUCUCCUGCAAGGAAGCGUUUGUUGGCAAGAACCGACUCAGUUCGCAUCUUUCCUUCAAGAGGAGGAGUUAUAACUUUUACUUAUGCUUUCACUUUUGCUUCUAUUUUAUUCAUGCUUGUCCUUGUAAAUACUUUUCACCCUUCUUCUCGUAGAUAUCAUUUUACAAAAGUUAUGACUCACAUUUUCACCUCUAAUUCUUCAGAACCUCCUUCUCAUCCACCUCAUUAUAGCCCUACUCAUGAUAAAACUUCUCAUAAAGAUGAUGAAUUAGUGGAUCAUAGGAUUGCAGCUUCUCCUUCUCCAUCUCAAAUUUCUAGAAAAGAAGAUAAUGGAUUGGUGGAUCAUAGGAUUGUAGCUUCUCCUUCUCCAUCUCAAACUUCUAGAAAAGAACAUGAUGGAUUAGUGAAUCAUAGGAUUGUAGGUUCUCCUUCUCCAUCUCAAAUUUCUAGAAAAGAGAAUGGUGGGUUAGUUGAUCAUAGGAUUGUAGCUUCUCCUUCUCCAUCUCAAACUUCUAGAAAACAUGAUGGAUUAGUGGAUCAUAGGACUGUAAAUUCUCCGUCUUCAUCUCAAAUUUCUAGAAAAGAAGGUUCUGGUUUGGCACCAAAGCGACAUAAAAAACAUCGUAAGGCGCAUCCACCGAUUGGUGCUACGAUUAAACCACAACAAGAGAAGCCUUUUGCACCUAGGCCUUCACCAAAUGUGGUGCAAAGUGAUCAACAACAUUUGGUGGACUUAACAAAGAGUUGUAAUAUGUAUGAAGGGACAUGGGUUUUUGAUGAUUCAUAUCCACUUUACAAAGCCGGGUCUUGUCCUAAUAUUGAUGAGCCUUUUGACUGCUUUCUCAAUGGUAGAACUGAUAAUAUGUUCGAAAAGUUCAGAUGGCAGCCUAAGAAUUGCAACAUGCCAAGGUUCAAUGGUAGCGACAUGUUGGAGUUACUGAGGGGAAAACGUUUAGUUUUUGUUGGUGAUUCCCUCAAUAGGAACAUGUGGGAAUCUAUGGUGUGUGUUCUUAGUAAUUCAGUUGAAAAUAAGAGCAGGAUUUUCGAAGCCUCUGGUAGACAAGAGUUUCGAACAGAGGAUUCUUACUCGUUUAUCUUCCAAGAUUACAAUUGUUCCAUUGAGUUCUUCCGUUCACCGUUUCUUGUUCAAGAGUGGGAGAUUCCAACCCAGAAAGGAUCGAAAAAAGAGACACUUCGUCUUGAUUUGGUUGAGAACUAUUAUGAUAAGUACAAAAAUGCUGAUGUUUUGAUCUUCAACACAGGUCAUUGGUGGACUCAUGAGAAAGUAAAGGAAGGGAAGGAAUAUUAUCAAGAAGGAAAUCAUGUAUAUGGACAAAUGAAUGUUGAAGAUGCAAUUAAUAAAGCUUUAUUGACAUGGGCACAUUGGGUGGAUACUCAUGUUGAUCCUAAGAAAACUACAGUUUUCUUUAGAGGCUAUUCACCUUCUCAUUUCAGGGAUGGGGAAUGGAAUUCUGGUGGUCAGUGUGAGAAUAUUACAGAGCCAUUGAAAGAUGAAUCUGAUUUACCAGAAAAUCCUUCAGAAAUGAUGAAGACUAUUGAAUCAGUAAUUACAGGAAUGACGACUCCGGUGUUUUACCUGAACAUCACGAGAAUGACAGAUUACAGACUUGAUGCUCACCCUUCCAUGUUCAGAUACACCAAUAUGACUGAGGAGACGAAAAGAUUUACGCUCACACAUCAGGAUUGUAGCCAUUGGUGUCUUCCUGGUGUUCCUGACUUGUGGAAUGAAUUAGUGUAUGCUCACCUUUUACAAAGGUUGAAAACAAACAAGGGAAAUCCUUGA